AUGAAGUUAUCAUUCUUCUUUCUUUUCAUUGCAAUAAUUUCCCUCCCUUCAGCGAAAACACAGAACACAACGACUACACCUACUGUUUGCAAUGGAUAUGCUGAUUUAUGUAGCAAACCCUAUUCUCAAGUAGCGUUUGUUGCAACGCAUAAUUCAUAUGCAUAUGGUGGUGUUCCCGCGAUAAAUCAGUUCUUUGACAUUUCAACGCAGUUAAAAGAUGGUGUUAGAGUUUUCCUUCUUGAUGGACACAACUCGACCACAGGAUCUGAUAUUGAACUUUGUCAUACAUCUUGUGUUUUAUUGGAUACAGGAACUGUUGCAAAUACUUUGAAAAACAUUACCAGUUUUUUACAAAAGAAUCCGAAUGAAGUAAUUACAAUCUUUUGGGAAAAUUAUAACAAUAUAGAUCCUCUUAGAUACGAAGCUGAAUAUGAUAAAGCGGGUCUGACUCAAUAUUGCUUCACACAACCUGUUGAUGGUACAUGGCCUACUAUGGCUGCGAUUAUUCAAUCCGGAAAACGGGUUAUUAACUUUAUUGACACUAACGCUAACACUAAUACUGUCCCUUGGUUAAUGUCUGAAUAUUCUUAUGUAUUCGAAACUCCAUUUCAAAACUCUGAUGCUAAUGCUUGGCAAUGUACCGUUGACCGACCAAAAAAUAAACCUCAACAAAUGUAUAUGGUGAAUCAUUUCCUCUACAUUUCAUUACAAGGUGGUUCUAUCGAAAUUCCUCAACCUCAAAGUGCUGCGUCAACUAAUAGUGAUAAUCUUGCCAAGCAUGUUCAAAAUUGUACUAGUAUUUUUGACCAAAUUCCAAAUUUUGUUGCUGUCGAUUUUUAUGAUCAGGGUCAAAAUAAUGUAAAUGCGUUUAGCAUUGUUGCUGGUUUGAAUAAAGUAACCUACACACCACAGUCUUAUGGUAAUGGAACAAAUCCUCUAGCAACUACAGGAAGUAAAAAGAAUAGUGCUAGUGAUCUUAAAGUAAAUGGGUUAUUUAAUGCUGGAAUCGCCUUAGUGGGUGUUGCAACUUUCAUUAUUAUUGGAUUAUAA
Molecule: messenger RNA, 1050 nt
Organism: Dentiscutata erythropus
Lineage: Eukaryota; Fungi; Glomeromycota; Glomeromycetes; Diversisporales; Gigasporaceae
Source: the annotation of a GenBank genome assembly